AUGCCCCAAUCCCGUCUGACUGUGCUAUUUUUCUCGGGCCUGGUGGCGCUGGCUACGGGAACGCCGUAUCUCUACGGAGUAUACUCUCCGCAGCUCAUUCAGAGAUGCGGACUCACCGCCUCGGACUCAGCUACUCUCUCAUUUGCUACCAGUGUUGGUACGAGUUUGGCGAGUUUGCCCGUGGGGAUGUUUGUGGACCGCGGAGGCCCUCAAUGGGCGGUUUGUGUUGGAGCGAUUACCCAAGUGUUUGGCUUUGCUACACUAUAUAUCGCCUACAAGACCCAACUAUCGAAUGUGCCAUUGCUAUUUUUUGCAAUGUUUUGUACCGGUGUAGGGUCAAUCAUGGCAUAUUAUGCCACCCUUAAAGUUGCCACAGCGAAUUUUCCAAACCACAGGGGUACUGCUGGUGCUGUUCCGGUAUCGGGCUAUGGGCUAUCUGCUCUCAUGUACAGCACCAUUGCGGCCUAUUUUUUCAAAGAUGAUACUGCUGGACUUUUGCGGUUUAUCUCUAUAUUUUGCGCUCUUUUGAUUGGAAGUGGCUCGCUUUUUGUGAAAAUUGUACGGCGCGAAGAAGGUUCGGAUGAUGAGUCGGAUGAAGAGGAUGAGACCAAUCCGUCUACGGGGGCUACAGCAGCGAAACAGCCCCCGAACCACGAAAGCGAAUAUGGAGGAUUUCUGGCGGGUCAUAGAGGCUCUUUUGCUAACAUCAAUAUUGCCAGGAACGACUCGCAUAGCUCGUUGUUCUCCUAUGCUGAAAGUACAUUCUCUCAGUCAUCAGCUUCUGUGUCCUCGUCAUUACAAGCCCCACUUUCUCCACAGCACCAGGUCCCCCAACCAAUCAUGACAACAACAAAUACUAUCUCAUCACAUCCCUCAUUUCAGAGACCAAGCCCGCAAUUCUCGUUGUCUUCAUCGCCCACUGCGUUGCGCAUUCCCUCAGGGUCUCCGCAGCAGAUGACCCAUUCGGCCCAGUCAACUAAACUGUCCACCUCGGUCAAUUCAAGUCUUUCAUCAUCACCAGUGAUAUCAAAUGAGCGAAGUUCGCUACCCACUCGGGGCUCGUUUGUGUUUCGCCCAGCUCCAGUGCCGGUACCCUCUGGAUCACCAAGAGGCUCAUCUGGCUUCAUGAAAAGAAUGCAGCAAUACCGCACUGGAAGCGACUCUGCAGUUGACGAGGAAGCCCCUUUGGUUCAACCAGAAAGCAGAGACAAAAGUUUCACGAAUUACCAUGCUGUAAGGUCCGAUUCUUCCUUAUCAGAUCUGGCACCAACGGCUCCACUGCGGCUUCGCAGACGCCGUAAACGUCUCACAGCCACUCAACACAUCGCAAAGCUUCUACACAACAAAGUGUUCCUUUCGAACUGUCUCGUGAUGAUGGGAUUAUCAGCAGUGGGACAGGUGUACAUCUACUCGAUUGGGUUCAUUGCCAAAGCCCUCGUUUCCGAGGAACGGGGUUCAGGCGCCGCUCAGGCUCUUCAGGUGUCCAUCAUCUCGUUCUCGUCGUUUCUGGGUCGUCUCCAUUCGGGUCCCUGCAGUGAUCUAAUCAGGAAGAGGUUCAAAAUGCAGCGGCUUUGGGUGAUUGUCAUAGCAUUGACUGCCAUGACUGUAGGCCAGGGUCUGGUUAUAUUUGCCAAAACCACUUCUGCACUGUCGGUAUCGAGUCUGCUCAUUGGGAUGGCCUAUGGGGCAGCAUUUGGAACAUUUCCGUCUAUUAUGGCUGACCAGUUCGGCUCGAAAGGGUUCACGACCACAUGGGGUCUGGCAGGUACCGGGCCGAUAUUUGCAUUUUUGUUACUCACAAAGGUGUUUGGGCAUGUAUAUGACCAUAAUAGUACUACAGAUGCCAUUUCUGGAUUGAGGGUUUGCCAUCUUGGUCGUGGAUGCUAUGCUGACGUCUUUAAACUGACCACGGCCAUAUGUGUGGCACUUUACUUUGGGCUGUUUGCGCUUAUCCGCCACAAUUAUAUGAAGGAGAAGCGUUAG
Kuraishia capsulata CBS 1993 is the source of this 1983-nucleotide messenger RNA. RefSeq lists its product as uncharacterized. Gene Ontology annotation, molecular function: transmembrane transporter activity. Lineage: Eukaryota; Fungi; Ascomycota; Pichiomycetes; Pichiales; Pichiaceae. The record is from RefSeq and is a predicted model, not a curated record. Gene Ontology annotation, cellular component: membrane. Bases 1 to 1983 code for a protein of 660 amino acids. Gene Ontology annotation, biological process: transmembrane transport. The transcript has a single exon.